Penicillium waksmanii is the source of this 357-nucleotide messenger RNA. Its product is annotated as autophagy-related protein 8. The record is from RefSeq and is a predicted model, not a curated record. The coding region runs from base 1 to 357 and encodes 118 amino acids. Gene Ontology annotation, molecular function: phosphatidylethanolamine binding. The transcript has 3 exons. Gene Ontology annotation, biological process: macroautophagy; cellular response to nitrogen starvation. NCBI's taxonomy places the organism in Eukaryota, Fungi, Ascomycota, Eurotiomycetes, Eurotiales, Aspergillaceae. Gene Ontology annotation, cellular component: fungal-type vacuole membrane; autophagosome; cytosol.
AUGCGAUCCAAGUUUAAGGACGAGCACCCCUUCGAGAAGCGCAAGGCCGAGGCCGAGCGAAUUCGCCAGAAGUACGCCGACCGCAUCCCGGUCAUCUGCGAGAAGGUCGAGAAGUCAGACAUCGCCACCAUCGACAAGAAGAAGUACCUCGUUCCCGCAGAUCUCACCGUCGGUCAGUUCGUCUACGUGAUUCGCAAGCGCAUCAAGCUCUCCCCCGAGAAGGCGAUCUUCAUCUUCGUCGACGAGGUUCUGCCACCCACCGCCGCGCUCAUGAGCAGCAUCUACGAAGAGCACAAGGACGAAGAUGGUUUUCUGUACAUCACGUACUCCGGAGAGAACACUUUCGGCGACCUAUAA